Cotesia glomerata is the source of this 1464-nucleotide messenger RNA. RefSeq names its product multiple epidermal growth factor-like domains protein 10. The record is from RefSeq and is a predicted model, not a curated record. The transcript is spliced from 4 exons. Bases 1 to 1464 code for a protein of 487 amino acids. NCBI's taxonomy places the organism in Eukaryota, Metazoa, Arthropoda, Insecta, Hymenoptera, Braconidae.
AUGAUGAUUAUAUAUCUAUCACUGAUCAUCCUACUGAGUGAUAUUGCUGGCGGAUCAACCGACGGAUGUUUGCCUAAUUUUGUUGAGGUUGAUCAUAAGUGCGUGCCGCUGAUUGGAGGCAACUGCAAGAAAAACGAUGAUUGCCCGAUAGCCAAUAGCUACUGCAAUGGAGUCUGUACGUGCAGUAAGGGACUAAAACCGUCAGACGACAAGACCUUCUGUAAAAACAAAAAUAAAAGAAUUGGUGACAGCUGCGAAGAAGACAAGUGCGAUACGAUCGAAAAUGCCGUUUGUAAACAAGUUAACGUCACCAAGAUUGUGUACUCUUCGAAGAAGAAAGGGUACACAGAGUACAAGUGCCAAUGCAAGCCCAACCAUUACCAGUGGAAGACAGGAUGUGUCAAGUUCGCGAAUGUUUUGACAGACACAUGCGAAGACAAUAUUGGAUGUCGCAAGAUCACUGGAAGCAAGUGCAAUAAGACGUCCAACACUUGCAAGUGCGAAGAAAAAAGCUACUACCCGGCAGAAGGCAAAUGCCACAAAAAAGCAAAAGGUUUGGGAGAAGAGUGUAAAAAUGAUGAAGGCUGCACGAAAAUUAAAAACGCAGGAUGUCCAAAUACAAAAUGUGAGUGCAAGACUGGCUUCUACAAACACGGAAAAGAAUGUCUCGCUAAAGCUGAGAAUCUCGGAGAAGGCUGCAAGAACGAUGAUGGGUGCCCUAAUCCGGACAUUAUGAAAUGUGUUGCUGACAUAUGCAAAUGCAAAGACACCUAUUAUGAGGACAAUAAAUCAUGCUUCCUGAAGGCACAGUCGUUAGGUGAUCGAUGCUACAACAACAACGGAUGUCUUAAUAUCAAUAAGGCAACUUGUAAUACGAAAAAAUCUGUUUACAAAUGCAAGAAUGGCUACUACAAACACGAAAAACAAUGUCGCGUAAAAGCAAAGAAUCUCGGAGAAGUCUGCAAGAACGAUGAUGGGUGCCCUAAUCUGGACAUUAUGAAAUGUGUUGCUGAUACAUGCCGAUGCAAAGACACCUAUUAUGAGAACAAUAAAUCAUGCUUCCUGAAGGCAAAUUCGUUAGGUGAUCAAUGCUACAACAACAACGGAUGUCUUAAUAUCAAUAACGCAACUUGUAAUACGGAAAAAUCUGUUUGCGAAUGCAAGAAUGACUACUACAAAUACGAAAAACAAUGUCUCGUAAAAGCAAAGAAUCUCGGAGAAGACUGCAAGAACGAUGAUGGGUGCCCUAAUCCGGACAUUAUGAAAUGUGUUGCUGAUACAUGCCGAUGCAAAGACAACUAUUAUGAGAACAAUAAAUCAUGCUUCCUGAAGGCAAAUUCGUUAGGUGAUCAAUGCUACAACAACAACGGAUGUCUUAAUAUCAAUAACGCAACUUGUAAUACGGAAAAUCUGUUUGCGAAUGCAAGAAUGACUACUACAAAUACGAAAAACAAUGUCUCGUAA